UUAACCCUCUAGUGCAUAUGCCUGCCUACAGACGGGGUGUUUUCAAAAUCAGAUAUAAAAUAUUUCUUUUAAUAUUAAAAUUCGGAUUUUUUUUCAAAAGAACGCUUAAAGUUCAACUUACGUAAUGGUUUUUUCAGAUUGGCAAUACUACUUCUAGUUUUGACGUACUGUCAAUUUGAAGUGACAGAUUAGCACUUUCCCGCCAAUUUAAUUAUUUUUGCAAUCAACACAAUUUUCUGAACAACAAGAAAUAUAAAUUCUUGUGUCGUUUCAAGUUGAAAAAAAUACUUACGGGUGUGGAAUUUUGUGCUCUUUAUGAUAGUGUUCGAUUUAUAAUAAAAAAACUAAUAGCAGAUAUGUCGCGUUAUUCUAAGACCCAUAUGACGGAUGAAGAAAUUCGACAAUAUUUCGAAGAGUCGCAAUUGGUAACUGAUACUUCCGACAAUGAAUGCGAUUUUGAUAGUGACGAUUCUGAUAUGGAUCCAACCUACUCACUACCGGAAAAUGAUACGAUCAUUGAUGCAAUGCUAAACUCCUCAGAAAUGAUGCGAAACGCAAUCGAAUGCAGUUUGAAUGUGACAGACUUUGAAGAAAAUGCUGAAAUAAUUGAGCUGCCACCGAUUCCUCCAUUGCCUGUUUGUGACGUUACUUCUAGUGUAUUCUUACCGUCGACAGUGACACGUUCUGUGCACAAAGCAUUAGAAUCGCAAGAAAAAAUCGGAGUCCUACCAGCUGCAAGUGAUUUGAGAAACGAUAUGAGUGCGAUAAGAUCGAUUCUUUGGAAGAAGAAAAAACUUCAGCUGAGUGUUGCAGAUUUGGCUUUUCAAGGCCAGGACAUGCCGGAUUUUUUAAAAUGUUUAAAAACACCUUACGACUGCUUUGCAUAUUUUGUGACCGAAGACUUUCUGAAGGUAAUUUCUAAUAUAUAACAGUUUAUUAAAUUUUUAAUAAAAAUUUUGCAGGCAAUAGCCUUACAGAUGAACUUGUAUGCCAAGCAAAAAGAUAUAUCUUCAAAGUUUUGUAUCGAUCACCAAGAGCUGCGUAAGUUUUUGGGAAUAUUGUUGUUUACGUCUGUUUAUCGCUUUCCUAACAGUCGCUCAUAUUGGGGACAAUACGGAUUAGAUCCGAUACGUUUAUCCAUGACAUGCAAUCGAUUUGAAGAAAUUAGAAACCACUUGCAUUUCAAUAAUGAUGCGUCUCGUAUAGAGAAAGGUCAACCUGGUUAUGACCUCUUGUAUAAAAUAAGGCCGCUAGUAAAACAUUUCAACCAACGUUUUUCUUCAGUUCCAAUGCGGCAGAGACUUUGCGUUGAUGAGCAAAUGUGUGCCACGAAAAUGAGUGGAAACCCAGUGAGGCAAUAUAUGCCAGCAAAACCUCACAAAUGGGGAGCGAAACUAUUCGUGAUUUGCGAUUCCUUUGGAUAUUCGUAUUCCUUUGAAGUUUAUUGUGGCGCCGGCGAUAACAAAAUUUUGCCAAAUUGUCCAGAUCUUGGUGCUGCAUCCAAUGUUGUAGUUAGGUUGUCACAAGUCAUACCAAACAAUGCCAAUCAUAUUAUUUACUUUGACAACUUUUAUACCUCAUUGGGAUUGCUAUUAUAUAUGAGAAGUCGCGGAAUUCACAGUUUAGGUACAGUGCGAGGAAAUCGAGUACCAAAUAUAAAACUUUCCACAGACGCAGAGCUGCAAUCAAAAAAAGUAGCACGUGGGUAUAAUGAAGAAUACGUGGGAAGUGUUUUUGGAGUAGACAUAAGCAGCGUUUUGUGGUACGACACAAGAGCAGUUCGUCUGUUAUCCACCUACGUAGGAACAGAUGCAAUUGUACAUAAUGAAAGUUCAUAUUCCUUAAAGGCAAAUCGUUGGGAUCGAAAAUUGAAACAAAAUGUUGAGGUGGAUUGUCCAGCUAUUGUGAAAGAAUACAACCAGCAUAUGGGUGGUGUGGAUUUGGUUGACGGAUUGAUUGGUCGAUACCACAUAAAAAUGAAAACCAGAAAAUGGACAAAUAAAUUAUUUUACCACAUGCUGGACGUGAGUAUGGUGAAUGCAUAUUGUCUUUAUAACCGACUAAAUAAGGACGUCCUAAAGUGUAAACUUCCUGACUUCAGAUCAGAAGUGGCAGAAACACUUUGUUUGAUUGGUUCGACAAAACCUGUAAAACGUGGUCGUCCAUCGUCUUUAACACCUCCACCAAAAGCUAAAAAGACGUAUCACCUAUCAGAAAAUAUAAGAUACGAUCAAAUAGGACACUGGUGUAAGUUUUUGGACCGCUCAGGCAAAAAAAUGUGCAAAUUUCGUGGAUGCAAAUCAGAAACUCAGGCAUUUUGCAUUAAAUGUAAAAUUAAUUUAUGCAAUUCAACGGCAAAAGAUUGUUUUUUCAAAUAUCACAAUAAAGAAGAAAUGAAAACAUAAAUUUAUAUGAACAUUUUAAUGCAUAGG
This is a messenger RNA of Zeugodacus cucurbitae (melon fly), 2432 nucleotides long. RefSeq names its product piggyBac transposable element-derived protein 1-like. The record is from RefSeq and is a predicted model, not a curated record. Bases 978 to 2405 code for a protein of 475 amino acids. The transcript is spliced from 2 exons. NCBI's taxonomy places the organism in Eukaryota, Metazoa, Arthropoda, Insecta, Diptera, Tephritidae.